This is a messenger RNA of Eucalyptus grandis, 6980 nucleotides long. RefSeq names its product putative disease resistance RPP13-like protein 1. The record is from RefSeq and is a predicted model, not a curated record. Gene Ontology annotation, biological process: defense response to other organism. Gene Ontology annotation, molecular function: ADP binding. Lineage: Eukaryota; Viridiplantae; Streptophyta; Magnoliopsida; Myrtales; Myrtaceae. The transcript is spliced from 10 exons. Bases 155 to 2491 code for a protein of 778 amino acids.
CACUCGGCUUCACCAUUAGUGCCCCUGCUUAAAUAGUAUUCUCCUCCUGCUCAUCUAUACCUAGCGCUCGUGCUUGUUGGAUUGCUGUCAUUGAGCUAAUCCCAUUCAUCGAUCUGCUCCACGAAGUCUGCUCGAAACAGUGACCGAUUCACCCAUGGCCAUUGGAGAGAUCGUUUUGGGUUCCUUCUUGGCUUCCUUCUUUCAAGUUCUAUUCGACAAGUUGUCUUCUCUCAUAGUGGCCUAUGCGCAACGAGAAGGAUUCAAUGCUGCCUUGCUCGAGGACUGGAAGGGAAUGUUUUUAACAAUCAAUGCAGUGUUAGUUGAUGCAGAGGACAAGCAACUUAGCAAUAAUCCUCUAGUGAAGCUAUGGCUAGACGAUGUUAGGGACUUGGCCUAUGACAUGGAAGACUUGCUUGAUGAGUUGGCAAUCAAAAUCGCUCAAGUGGAGUUGAAGGCAAAAUCCAGCACAAGCAAAGGUCUAGAGAAAUGGAAGUCCUCUUUCUUUGGCCAAGAUAAAUCCUCUGGAUUGAAUCCAAACCUGCACUCGCUUGUGUCGGAAACCAAGGUACAAGAGAUCAAUGGCAGAUUGAAAGCAAUUGUCACUAGGAAGGCUCAUCUAAGCUUGAGAGAGAAUGUCGUGGACAAAUCCAACUACACCAACAAAAGGGAUCCCACCACUUCUUUGUCGGAGCCUCAGUUUUUGGGCAGGGAGAAGGAAGAAGCACAAAUAAUCGAACUAUUGAUAAGUGAGGUAGAAAAUUCCAAUGCCACGCUAAGCAUAGUCCCCAUAGUUGGGAUGGGCGGUGUUGGAAAGACAGCCUUGGCUCAACGGGUAUAUAAUGAUGCCAAAGUGAAUUGUUGCUUCGAGAAGAGAGCAUGGGUUUGUGUCUCAAAUGUUUUUGAUGUCCUUGACAUAACAAAGACUAUAUUGCAGUCGAUCACUGGGUUGUCCAACGAGGGUGAAGAUCUUAACAAGCUUCAAGUUAAGUUGAAGGAUAGUCUAUCUGGGAAGAAGUUUCUUGUGGUUUUAGAUGAUAUCUGGAAUGAAAAAUACGAAAAAUGGACUGCCUUCUUAAAGCCAUUUGAAGCGGGGGCUAAGGGAAGCAAGAUCAUCAUUACAACUCGCAACCGUAAUGUUGCCUCUAUAACAAGAGCUUCACCAUAUCCUUUGAGAGAAUUGUCCUUUGAUAAUUGUAUAAGCUUAUUAGCCUUUCAUGCUCUUGGAGUAACAAAUUUUGAGACCCACCCGGCUUUUGAAAUGAUAGGCAAGAAAAUAGCUAAAAGAUGUAAAGGUUUACCUUUGGCAGCGAAGAUGUUGGGCGGUGUCCUACGUACUAAAAGUAAUCCCGAUGAAUGGGAAGAUGCCUUAAAUAAUAGAAUAUGGGAUCUUCCAAUGGCAGAGAAUGAUGAGGUUCUCCCUGUUUUGAAAUUGAGCUAUGCCCAUCUUCCUUCCUAUUUGAAGAGAUGUUUUGCUUAUUGUGCAAUAUUUCCCAAGGAUUAUGAAAUUGAAAGGGAUGAGCUGGUACUCUUAUGGAUAGCAGAGGGCUUUUUAGAUGGACAAAAAGCAAAGGAAAACAACUUGAGAUUAGGAAGGAAUUACUUCGAUGAGUUAAUAUCCAGAUCAUUUCUUCAACAAUCAAGUGUGGACGCAUCUAAGUUUUCAAUGCAUGAUCUUUUGAAUGAUCUAGCAAAAUCAAUUGCAGGUGGGUCGUGCUUUAGCUCUGGGGAAUCUCAGCUGGCAAUUAAUGAAGAUGAAGCAACUCUUGAGAAAGCUCGUUAUGCAUCAUUCAUCUCGUCGGAAUUUGUUACAUCAAAAUGCUUAAGAGCAUAUCACCGAAUGAAGGCACUAAGAAGUUUAAUGUUACUAGGGGGCGAUUUCUAUAUUUCCAACAAGGUGUUACAUGACUUGCUAAUAGAACUAAAGUACUUGAGGGUGCUCUCAGUAUGUCAUUGUGACAUCGUAGAAGUACCGAAUUGUGUUGGUAAUUUAGAACAUCUUCGAUAUCUCAAUUUCUCGUACACUGAUAUUGAAAGGCUACCUGAAUCAAUUGUCAGCUUGUGUAAAUUACAAGCUUUGAUCUUAAGAGGGUGUCGAAACCUUUCAAAGUUGUCUCAAGGUAUCACAAAGUUGGUUAGCUUACAGUUUCUUGAUGUUAGAGGCACAUGGAAUCUAGAAGAGAUGCCAAUGGGUAUUGGUAAUUUGAAGAAUCUUACUAUCUUGUCCAAGUUUGUAGUAGGACCAGAGAAAGGGUUGCGGUUAAAGGAGCUAAAGGACUUGCCACAUCUUCAAGGAGAAUUAUUCAUAUCAGAAUUGCAAAAGGUGGAGGAAGUUAGAGAUGUAGUUGAUGCCAAUUUGCUUCGAAAGCAAGGCCUUACCAACUUAUCCUUGCAUUGGGAUGAACAUUUGGGAAAUCUCCAUAAUCAUGAGCAUGAAGCACAAGUGGUUGAGUCUUUGCAACCCACACUAAUCUUGAAAAUCUCACUAUUUUGAACUAUGGUGGUGCAAUAUUCCCGUCAUGGUUAGAUAGUCCAUCCUUUUCUAAGUUGGUGUCCUUGUGCUUGUGGGACUGUCCUAAUGUUAUAUCACUGCCUUCACUUGGACAACUACCAUCACUUAAGGAAUUAUCUCUUGAAGGUUUACAUGCAAUAAGAAUGAUAGGCUCUGAGUUUUACGGAGGUAAAAGGCCUUUCUCAUCCUUAACAACUUUGAAGUUGGCAGAGAUGUUGGCAUGGAAGGAUUGGUCUCCUUAUGCCGGGGACCCAAAAGAAGAAUUUCCGUUCUCUUGUCUCCAACAUCUUGUUGUCUGGAGCUGUCCUUCGUUGGUCGGGACAUUGCCUUGUCAACUUGAUCGUCUUAUAAAGCUUGAAAUUCAUUCAUGUCCGCAUUUGAAUAACUCAACCAAUGUGGCCCGUCUUCCAUCUCUCCGUGAGUUAUACCUUAAAAAUUGUAACAAUGAGAUCUUAAAGAGCUUAGUCAACCUAACUUCUUUGACCAUUCUUAGAAUUGAAAACCUUGCCCAGCUUGUUUGCUUUGAUCAUGAGUUUAUGAGUUACUUGGUCAAGCUAAAGGAGCUUCGUAUAUGAGGGUGUGACAAGCUAAAAUACUUGUGGCAAGAUGGAAAUGAAAUGCUAAAUCUUACUUGCCUCCAUGAAUUAGCCAUUGAAAGAUGUCCUCAAUUCACAUCCUUUGUGGCAGUAGAAGGAGAAAUGGAGCUGCCCUGCAACCUUGAAAGGAUGGAAUUGAGUAAUUGCCCGAGUUUAGAAAAACUUCCAAGCAAGAUGCACACACUCAGACAUUUGGACAUUCAGGAUUGUCCAAAACUCACUGGACAAACCAUUCAUUCAUAUGACCCCAACAGCAAUAACACAAUAUCUCAACUUGAAUAUCUGCGAAUUAUUAGAUGUGAUGCUCUAACAUCCUUUCUAUUUGCCAAGGGUAGACUUGUUGCUCUAAAGAAACUUACAAUUUGGGAGUGCAAGGGGUUGAAGUCAUUGGAAGAGAUCACCAUACAAUCGCUCGAAGAAAUGACAAUUGGCGGCUGUAAGAAUCUGGGAUGUCUACCAAAGUGCCUUUACAUGCUCUCUCAUCUCACUCAUUUGCAAAUAAUAGACUGUCCAACACUAGAGAUAGAGGACUUCCCUCCCCUUCCCAUAACCCUAUCAAGUCUUACACUUUCUAACUGUCCAAAAAUAAAGUCCAUUGCCAUCUGUAACAAUCUCACUAAAUUAGAAAUGAAAGACUGUCCAGCACUAGAGAUAGAUGACUUCCCUCCUCUACCUAUCACCCUGUCAUAUUUCUUUCUAAAAAAUUGUCCGAAGAUAAAGUCUCUACCAAAUCGGUGGCAUCAUCUUACAUCCCUCCAAUGUUUAGAAAUUAGUAAAUGCCAAAAUAUCAAAUGCUUCCCCAAAGGAGGUUUGCCUCCCAAUUUGCGAGGCCUUUUGAUAAAAGGGUGUGAGAAUAUGAAGCAGCCAGUGAGAGAAUGGAGCUUACCCCUGCUUACAUCCCUCGAGUUUCUAACUAUUGACUUGAGCAUGGGAGGGGAGGGAGAGAAGGAGUGGUUUCCUUCGGAGGAAGACGAGGAGGAUGUUGGAAUCUUCUCUUUCCUUCCUCUCUAAUAGCUCUCCAGAUGAAAAGAAUGAGGAACGUGGAAAGAUUAGCGAGCGGUUUUCGCAACCAGCUCUCUUCUCUCAAACAUUUAGGGUUUGUAGAUUGCCCGAAGUUGAGGAAACUGCCAGAGGAUGGCCUUCCUCCUUCCCUCCAAUCAUUGGAUAUAACAAGAUGCGAGAUUCUGGAAGAUCGAUGCUCAAAACUCAUUGGUGACUAUUGGCCCCUCAUCCAAGAAAUCCCUCACAUUCUCAUUAAUUACAGUCGGAUCCAAUGAAGUGAAAUCGAUCCACUUUCGCUUUCGUUUGCUGGCUACGGCGAUUCAUUCUUCGAUGUACAGUCAGAUUUCUAGGCUUCAAAUUUAUGGAGGAGAGAUAUGAGGAAUGUGGUAAGACUAUCAACAAUGGAGGAUGUAGAAAGCGUGGAGUACUCUGUUUCCUUCAGUCUCUUCCUCUCUUUGGAUGAGAAAUAGGAGGAACGUGCAAAGAUUAUCAAGUGGUCUUCGCAGCCAUCUCUCAACUCUCAAACAGCUACAUUUAUAAGUGACUGGAAAUUGCCAAGAGGAUGGCUCCAUUCCCUCCUCCAAGUAUUCGGUAUAAUUCACUGAGAAAUUCUGAAAGAUUGAUGCUUGAAACUCAGUGGCGACUAUUGGCAACUCAUCCGAGAAAUCCCACUCAUCAUAGUUGAUUGAUUUCGGAUAUGAUAAGAAAAUCUCUCUCCAAUGUCUAUUUUUGUUCUUCAGAAUAUCCUAUGGUCAUCUUUAAUUGGAAAAAUCUCUCAGGAGGAUCAAAUGCUAAUGUUGUUGAGGCAGGCAACUAUUGUGCUUAUGUUCAUCUUUUGAAACUUGACAAAAGAAAAACAGAAGGCAAUUUAUUUUGGCAGAAAGAGCAAUAAGACUAUGAUCUGUCCAAAUUCUGGAGAUAUUUCUAUGCGAGAUUAUGAAAGAGCAAUGCUCAAAACUCAUUGGCAACUAUUGGCCCCUCAUCCAAAAGAUCCCUCUCAUCUACAUUGGUGGCAUUUGGAUAUAAUUAAUUGAAAUUGAUCACACCCCAGCCAUGACAAAAGAUUUAUUUCCGUUGACUACUUUUCCUCUUUAGCAAUUGUUAUUCAGGAUUAAUUGAUCAUCCCAUUCCAGAAUUUUGGAUGAGAAAUAUGGGGAAUUUGGAAAGACUAUCAACGGUGGAGGAUGUAUGAUGCAUGGAGUCUUCUGUUUCCUUCCUCUCUAUCCUCUCUUUGCAUGAGAAAUAUGGGGAGUGGAAAGACUAUCAACUGGUGCUCACGGCCAUCUCCCCUCCCUCAAACAGUUAUAUUUUCCAUGUUGCUCAAAGCUUGGGUACUUGUCAGAGGAUGGCUUCCCUCCCUCCCUCAAAAGUAUUCCACAUAAUUCAAUGUGAGAUUCCGAAGGAUGGAUCCUCUCUUGCCGGUGACUAUUGGCACCUCAUCCAAAAAAUCCCACUCAUUGUGAUUGAUCUAGUUCGGAUCCAACAAGAAGAUUUCUCUCCACUGUCUUAAGUUUUGUUCAUCGGGAAAGGCGGAGAGGAGCAAUAAGGGAGACUAUGCUUUGUUUCUCUGUUGAAGAAUCCCAAAAGUCUCACGUUUGCCAUGAAGUAUUUUGAUUGAAAAUUGCAAGAAGGAGCUCCCGUCACAGUUAAUCUUCACAAAACCUUGCUCGGGUUACUCUACAGACCCUGCCUUUGAUCCACCCAAUCGUGACUUAGCUCUCUUACAUUUUUAACAGGCAACACAAUCUAAAAGAGCUUUCCUAAUCUGUGUAGUGAUAGUUCCAGGAUCAAGUGAUUUAUGUUUAAUGGUUAUUGCAUUUCGAGUGUUCCAGAUUAACAUUCUUAAGCGUUAUUGGCCCAUAACAAGUCAUUCGAUCUCCUGACGUCACAUUUGUAGAAUAUCAGGCCGUACCAAUAAGUGUCUAUCGCCAGUGAUUAGCGAUCUCCAAUACUUGUCAGUUAACAUAAUCAUAGGAGUUUUCCAGCCAUCAAAAAAUAAAAAUAAUCAACAGGGUAUGCCAGUUCAUUUUUUGUUGCAGUCAAUUAGGUGUGCAUAUAAUUUUAUUAGAUCACUCUUGUAAUUCUUCAUUAUGCAUGAAAGAUCAUUGUUAUUCAGGACUAAUUUCUCGUCCUAUUUCAGACUUUUGGAUGAGAAAUAUGAGGACUGUGGAAAGACUAUCAACAAUGGAGGAUGUAAGAAGCGUGGAGUAUUCUGUUUCCUUUGUCUCUGAUUUCUCUUUGGAUGACAAAUAUAAGGAACGUGGAAAGAUUAUCAAGUGGUCUUCAUAACCAUCUCUCCUCUCUCAAAUAGCUAUCUUUUAUAGGUUACUGGUGCUUGCCAGGGGAUGGCUUUGCUCCCUCCUUCAAGUAUUCGGCAUAAUGCAAUGUGAAAUUCUGAAAGAUUAGUGCUCAAAAUUCAAUGGGGACUAUUGGCACCUCAUCCAAGAAAUCCCAUUCAUUAUAGUUGAUCGAGUUCGAAUUCGACAAGAAGAUUUCUCUCCAAUGUCUAAUUUUAAUUCUUUAGAAUAUCCCAAUGUCAUCUUAUUUGGCAAAAUCCUUCAGGAGGAUCGAACGCAAACACUGUUGAGGUGGGCAAAUGUUGUGCUUAUGUUCAGAUUCUGCAACUUGACAAAAGAAAAACAAAAGGCUAUUUAUUUUGAAUAUCCUACUGUCAUCUGUAGUUGGCAAAAUCUCUCGGGAGGAUCAAAUGCACGCAAUGUUGAGGCGGAGAGAAGCAAUCGGGGAGAACUAUGCUCUGUCGUCCUGUUAAGUCAUCAUGAAUGCCUCACAUUUGCCACAAUGUAUUUUGAUUUAAGAUUGUGAGAAGGCCGUCAUUCAAUACCACUCGCAACCAUCUAUCUUGGAUGGGCAAG